UAUACGGUACAGCAUCAUCUCAUCCUACCACCCACCUCACCAUUCACGCCCACUUCCAAUUCAUACACGAUCCCCACACUUCACAGGCACUCCCAUCUGCACACCUCUCCAGCGCUUGCCUGGCCAAACGAUUUGCAGGGAGGAAUCUACGACGGCAAGGAGUCGUUCCACUUCGCCGCUCUCAUUACCAAGCGUAGAGGUCGACGCAGGUUCCUCGGCAACAUAUUCUGUAAAUCCUUCUUUCCUCAAGCUCCGUUUCAAGCGCACUGCAGUCGCUUUACGCCUGUCACGCUGUGCCAGAUUCUGAAGGUUCACCAGCUCCGCCGAACGAGCCAAAAGCGCGCGCAUAUACACAUACACGGACACAUACAUGGCUUCUUCAUCUGCAUCAGCUCCGGCUGGAACAACGGGGGCGGCGCUGCAUAGACCAAAGAGGAAGAUUGCAGUGCUGGGUAGUAGGAGCGUGGGCAAAUCCUCGCUGGUGGUGCGUUACGUCGAAGAUGCAUUUGUAGACUCUUACUAUCCCACCAUCGAAAACGUGUUCAACAAGCGGGUCAAGCAUCGCAAUCAAGAGUACGACUUGGACAUCAUUGACACAGCAGGUCAAGACGAGUAUAGCAUAUUAAAUUCCAAGCACGCUAUCGGUAUACAUGGCUACGUCUUGGUCUUCUCCAUCGCCAAUAGGAACAGCUUCGAUAUGGUGCAGACUGUGUACGACAAGAUUCUCAAUUAUACAGGGACGGAACACGUGCCUUGCGUCAUUGUCGGGCAGAAGUGCGAUUUGCACGUUCAAAGGCAAGUGACGGAGCAGGAGACAGCGGAAUUAGCAAGUCAGCUGCAUUGCGCGUGGAUAGAAACGAGUGCGAGGCACAACAUCAACAUCUCCAAAGUGUUCGAACUGAUGCUCGGCGAGACGGAUGGAAAUACGGAAGCGGGCAAGACGGAGCCGGAACCUAGCAAGUGCUGCGUCAUGUAAAGAGGUGCCUUUUUGUGUCUUCGGGUUCAAGUGCGCAAAUUGUCCUACAAUGAGGGUUGCGCACGCCUCGCCUUUUCCGAGCUGCGAGUCAGGCCAAAACAAGUUCACACAAUUCUAGAUUUUGGAGGCCGCGUCACCCGUUCGCUCAGGAUCCCUGCCCUCUCCUACACGCCAUGCAUUCUUGUGAUCGCAAGAUUGCGACCCACUUUCGACGGGUUCCAAUCUCCCUCUGCCCUUUUCUUGCUCUCAAGAAUCUUCUACGAAUACGCCUCGACCCUACCCACCUACUCUUGGAGUCUCUGCAUUUUUGCUCUGGCACUACAUACGCCGCGCACCGCCAAUCUCCGUCUCUCAAGCUCAUCUGUCCCGCCAUCUCGUUAAUGUCAACUCGGAUCCACAUCUCAG
Messenger RNA from Ceraceosorus guamensis, 1381 nucleotides. RefSeq names its product ras-domain-containing protein. The coding region runs from base 371 to 976 and encodes 201 amino acids. Gene Ontology annotation, molecular function: GTP binding; GDP binding; GTPase activity. NCBI's taxonomy places the organism in Eukaryota, Fungi, Basidiomycota, Exobasidiomycetes, Ceraceosorales, Ceraceosoraceae. Gene Ontology annotation, cellular component: plasma membrane. Gene Ontology annotation, biological process: small GTPase-mediated signal transduction. The transcript has 4 exons. The record is from RefSeq and is a predicted model, not a curated record.